This is a messenger RNA of Trachymyrmex septentrionalis, 4792 nucleotides long. RefSeq names its product nuclear factor of activated T-cells 5 (gene NFAT). The record is from RefSeq and is a predicted model, not a curated record. The coding region runs from base 348 to 4367 and encodes 1339 amino acids. Gene Ontology annotation, biological process: regulation of transcription by RNA polymerase II. The transcript has 10 exons. Gene Ontology annotation, molecular function: DNA-binding transcription factor activity, RNA polymerase II-specific; transcription factor binding; RNA polymerase II cis-regulatory region sequence-specific DNA binding. NCBI's taxonomy places the organism in Eukaryota, Metazoa, Arthropoda, Insecta, Hymenoptera, Formicidae. Gene Ontology annotation, cellular component: transcription regulator complex.
UAGAUCGCUAAGUGACAUGUGACUGUAUUGGGCGAUUUGUAUGUGGAGUUGAAUAAGAAGUGGAAAGAAUCUUAUGGAUUAGCAUAAACUCUAGGACGAUUUCAAGAGCGAUAAUUUGUUGAAAGUUAAACGUGAACAGAGAUUUUCGAACAAUUCAUCAGAUUCGUUACUACAAAGAGAGACGAUUCGGGGAUUCUUAGGACGAUUUUGAAUGUGAAUGAACAAAAAGAAAUUUUAGUCGAGAUCGUCCAGUGAUUUGUGAGCGAUUCAUUCUUUUCUUUUUUUUUUUGUUUUCUUGUUUUUUGACAAGAGGACGACGUGGUUGCGAAAAUAUUCUUGAAAGUCUGAUGGCACCUGAUCUCGAGAAAAGACGCCAGGAAUUAAGAAGGGGCAGCAGCGGGACCUUGGAACAUGUUAAUGAUCAAUCGGGCAUGCUCUUACAGUUGAGGUGUGCAGACGGCACAACGGAUCUUCAUCGUCAUGGUAGCAAUGCAGGCGGUGCGUCGUCAACGGUGACAACAUCGUCCGUCUCGAGAAGCACCAUAGGUAAUCGUGCCCAUUCCGCGACCAGGAGGACGGUUCCUAAUCAGCAGUCACAGCAGCAACAAAUCCCACAACAACAACAGCAGCAACAACAAGCAAAACAACCCAGAUUUUUAUUAUCAUCCUUCGGUGGUAUAACUGCGAGGAGUUCUGAUGAACACGGACCUAGGACCGGUACUACGCAAGACGACAAUUCGAACGAUUCCGGUCUUGGCUCUGACGAACGUCAGCAGCACUUCAACAACAUCACUCUCUGGAACAACAUUGGCGAGGAGGAUUCGAAGAGAAGGAAAAUGGAUAUUAAAUUAGAGUCCGAGGACGCAAAUUUUGCGUUUCCGGAAGUAGCCCCCGGAACCAGCCCCGACAAUAAAUCACCUACAAUCAGAACCACCGUCAAUGGAAUCGGUUUGGGAGGAAUAUCCGGCAAUAGAUCCGGAAACGCUAAUUCCAUAGGUAGAGUUGUGGGAGUAACUAGACCCCGACCUGCCAUGGGUGUAUUGUCCAAAAAGGCACCGAUUACUCAUCAGGGACCUGUUACUCUUAUUUCGCAAUUAUCCAACGUUUCUGCCGACGGCAAAACUCAACUGCAAAUCGUGUGUCAACCCGAACAACAGCAUCGAGCUCGCUAUCAGACGGAAGGUUCGCGAGGCGCGGUGAAAGAUCGUAGCGGAAAUGGCUUUCCCAUCGUUCGACUGAUCGGUUACGACAAACCGACGAGUUUACAAGUGUUUAUCGGCACUGAUCUUGGCCGAGUGGCACCCCAUAUGUUCUACCAGGCCUGUAGAGUAAGCGGCAAGAACUCGACACCCUGUGCCGAGCGGAAGAUCGAUGGUACUAUUGUAAUAGAGAUUGAUAUGGAUCCGGCAAAAGAUGUUACCUGCGACUGCGUUGGCAUUCUUAAAGAGCGUAAUGUUGACGUCGAGCAUAGGUUUCCUCAAGAAGCUGGGCUGUUACAAGGAAGAAGCAAGAAAAAAUCCACACGGUGCCGCAUGGUCUUUCGCACGACUAUCAAGCACGCCGACGGAACUACAGAGACCCUGCAAAUCUGUUCCCAGCCGAUAGUCUGCACCCAACCACCUGGUAUUCCGGAGAUUUGCAAAAAGUCUCUGACAUCCUGUCCGUGCACGGGCGGUUUAGAACUCAUUAUACUCGGUAAGAAUUUCCUGAAAGACACUCGAAUAGUCUUUCAGUUGGACAACGACGAUCUAUCGAGUAGCUUGGAACCGCAUUGGGAGUGCACUGUGCUACCGGACAAGGAGCACUUGCACCCAGUACACUUGGUAUGCGUGAUACCGCCUUAUCGUAGGCAGGAUCUAGCGCCUACAGAAACGGUCAGCGUCAAAUUGUUCGCGGUGUCAUCCGGAAAGACCAGCGAACCGCAUACCUUUCUUUACACGGCUGCCUCUACUCCCCCACAGCCGUCCAUAGGUAAAGUCGAGUCCAUCUCACCUCCGCUAACAAACGGUGACGCUAAUCACUUGGCCACAUCCUCCUCCGCGGUAUCGUUAGCUACGGGUGUCCCAUCCAGCAGUCUGUUAACGCCAACAGCUGCGGGAGCUGCAAAUUUCUUGUCGAAUGCACCGGCACAGGCGCAACAAAACACCUCUUCGGAGACUUUAAAGAGUGACCCCAGCCCACCACCAGCGGGAACAUCCCAAGUGACUCCCAUAAUGUUGUGGGCCUCACAAUCUUCAAACCCACCUUCCGAUGUCAUGAUGCCACCCCCAGUGCUCGUAGCAAAUCCCCUAAUGAACCGAAGAUCCUCGUCUAAUCUUCAGCUGAUCCUGCCGGAUAACUUAAAAACAGAAGUGCUAGAUGAAAACAGUCAAAAUAGUAUGCUAAGUGAAAAUAGCAUGCAAAGCAUUCCGACUCCGACGACGGCCACGAAUGGACCGACAUCAGUCACCUCUCCUCUUCAACAGUUGGUUAAUGAGAACUCUAGAGAAGCUGCAAACUCGCAAACUGAUAUUAUUCGGACUGUUACCGUUGCGACGGCUAAUAACAGCCCUGUGCAAGAGACUGUAAAUGGCCUUCUCGGAGUAGUGGAUCUGAUACGUACUCAGCAUCCUCUGUCAAUGGUGGCUGCACAUCAUCCAACUUCGUUUGGAGGCAUGCAUGAAUCAAAUCAAGUUCAAGUUCUUAGUCCUCAUUGCCUUAAGGACACAAAUGGUGUCUUAUCAACGGACAAUAGCUCCAAUGGAGCUGCCCUUCAAGGUGCUGGUGUAGUCGAUCUUCGGAUGAAACAUCACCAUCAUCCCGAAUUUGGCACAUUAUCGAGUUUUUCUGGUGCUUCUGGGACGCAGCCGUUGUCGGCGGCAAACAGUCAUGUGGUGGAGAAGUACCUAAAUCACAUGGAAUCCUCGGUUGGCACCACCGAGGAAUCAGAUAAUCCAGAAAAUGAGUUCGCUAUGCAACAGCAGCGAGCUUCCAUUAUUUCGGGAAGCAGCCAACAGUCGGCAGCUCCCCCGGGAAUUUUAGCCAAUACAGGACAAACAUCUGUAAAGUUGGAUGCUUUAGUAAACUCUGCGGCUGAACAGAUGGUCUCUCCAUUGCAUCCGGUAAAUUCCAAUCCCACUGCAAUGUUGAGCCAUGUAGCAGCAGAACACGAAACAAUGGGUAGCGGCCAACAGACUAGAAAUAGUCCACCGAUUCCGGUGAAGACAAUGCUGUUGGAAGCGCUGAUUCCGUCGCAAACGGUACAGCCAUUAGCAGAAAUUGCGGGUACAACAUCGGUAGCACCUGCGACGACAGUAGAACAACCAGGAGAUAAUCUUCUGACUACUAUCAACGCUGCACUAUUACCGCCAUUGCCAGAAACACAAGUCACCGCAGCAACUACUACACCAAAUUCUACGGUUUCUGGUAAUGCGAUACCAGCAGAGCGUAUGCAACAGCAGAUUCAAGUACUCACGCAACAAGAGGUAGCCGUGAUGCAGCAACAGGUACAACAAGUAGAGCAAGUAGUAGCGCAAGCGCAGCAGCAAGUUGAACAAGUUGUUGCGCAAGCGCAGCAACAGGCGGUCCAAGUAGUGCACCAGGCUCAGCAACAGGUAGUUCAGCAAGUGGUGCAGCAUGCUCAAGUAGUGCAGCAAGCGGUACAACAAGUACAAGCUGUGCAGCAAGUUCAAGCGGCUCAGGUAGUGCAACAAGCGGUGCAGCAGGCGACUGAAGAAGUUGUGCAACAAGCAGUGCAGCAAGCAACGCAAGAAGUGGUGCAGCAGGUACAAGCAGUGCAGCAAGCUGUUCAACAGGCUCAAGCAGCCCAAGCCAUGCAGCAGGCUGUUCAGCAAGACAUCGGUUCCAUGUUGAACCAGCCUGCGGGUUUUGUGGCCGAAGCUAGCUCCGCUUUAGCUAGUGGAGCUGCUCAGGAACCCUCUCAACAGCGUUUGACCAACGCAGCGGAACAAGCUAUCAACAGUGUCAUCACCAAUGCCACAAAGGAUAUUAUCAACAAUCGGCCGAUCUCGACAACUACCGCUCACGCAAUCAUCGCCACAAAGAAAAUUCUAAACAGCGUAGCGACUCAAAGUGCGCAAUUGAUGAAUAAUGCGAUGGAGGGAAUCCUACCGAAAUCUCCCUCGGCACAAAACAACAUCAUCGAACAAGUCGCCAGCAAAUCACCACCAGUCACACUCCCAGUCACUUCAAAUCGCCAGACUGUAAACGCUCCGAUUCCCAAUUCUGCCCCGAGUACCUCAACUAGUAGAAAGACGGAGGAUGGAAUGCUGCCUCAAGAACUCACUUCCAUGUCGGAACAUGAUCUUCUAAGCUACAUCAAUCCCAACUGUUUCGAGCAGCUUCCGCAAAGCGGAUUCCUCUUGUAGUAGUAUUGCGUUUCGCAACAAAGACAAAGAGGAUGAUUUUCUUCAACGAAUUUAUUUCCGAAUGAAAGUUUAAAGAACUGCCUUCCGUGUCCUGCAUUUGAUGCUAAACAUAGACGGUUGGUUUUAAAUUUCACUUGCCUUAUAUUGAAGAGUGUUUCAAAUAUUACAUGGAGCUUAGACUAGGCCGUAAUUAGCUAAAUGUGGGAUACAAAGAUUCAAGAACGUUUGAACAAUUAAAACGUUUUAUAGGUGAAUAAGACGGGCGUUCAAAUUUAAAUUAUUAUUUAAAUUGCGCGUUUAAAUAACAACAAUGCAUGUGAUAAUACUCUGAAAUAUGUACUUUAUUGAAAAAAAUUGAUAGACCUGUGAAGUUCGGUAGAAGUGAAUAUGAGAUUAUUUUAAGAGUUGCUUAAAAUCUCUAAAAA